GGUGCCGAAGUGGAUAGACUCUUGUCCUUAUUUAUCAACGAGGAAUAAAUAGGAAUAAACGUUUUUCUGUUCUGAUAAUGAAUUGUAUCACGGAAAAAUGAAAAUUUGAGCGGGAUCGGAUUUGGAAAUGUUAAGCGAAUCGAUCCUUUGUUAAAAAGAGUAAUCGAACAUCGAUUUAUCGGUCAUACUACGCACAACAGUAUUCAUCUACCAGCUCGUUCGCCAUCGCUUGUUGUUCUCGUGGGUUUCGUCGAAAAGUCUCGGCUUAGCUACGUUCACUGAGAAUCAUGGCGCUUAUUUCUGCUAAGACGAUUUUCAGUCCCGUAUUGAAGCAAACUUUCAAGCAAGUUAUCUUCACGAGGCAACUGCCGAAAUGCCAAAAUUAUCAACUUAUCAGUCAGUCAUUCCUGCCAACCAUUGGCAGUCAAAGAUAUUAUGCAGAGAAAAAAAUAUUUUCCCGUGACAAACCACAUUGUAAUAUAGGUACUAUUGGCCACGUAGACCAUGGCAAAACAACUCUGACAGCAGCCAUUACCAAAGUAUUGGCAGAGAAAGAACUUGCAAAGGCAAAAGAAUACAAUGAAAUAGACAAUGCUCCCGAAGAGAAGGCUCGUGGUAUCACUAUUAAUGUCGCACACGUUGAGUAUCAGACAGAAAAUCGUCAUUAUGGGCACACAGACUGCCCAGGCCAUGCCGAUUACAUCAAAAACAUGAUCACAGGAACAGCACAGAUGGACGGUUCCAUUCUGGUCGUCGCUGCAACAGACGGCACUAUGCCACAAACUAGAGAGCACUUGCUUUUGGCUAAACAAAUCGGUAUCGAGCAUGUUGUUAUAUUUAUCAACAAGGUUGAUGCUGCCGACGCAGAAAUGGUGGAAUUAGUAGAGAUUGAGAUACGAGAGUUGCUUAAUGAAAUGGGUUACGACGGCGAUAACACUCCCAUAGUAAAAGGCAGCGCGUUGUGCGCUCUCGAGGGAAAGAAUCCCGAAUUGGGCGCACAGGCGAUCACGCAGCUGUUGGCCGAAGUGGACAGAUACAUCCCAACCCCGCAGCGAGACCUGGACAAACCUUUCAUGAUGCCGGUGGAGAAUGUAUACACCAUCCCUGGACGUGGUACCGUGGUCACCGGUAGAUUGGAGCGCGGAAAAAUCAAGAAGGGAAUGGAGUGCGAGGUUAUAGGUUACAACAAGACGUACAAGAGCGUGAUCACAGGUAUCGAGAUGUUUCAUCAGAUACUGGAGGAAGCCCAUGCCGGAGAUCAGCUGGGCGCCUUAGUGAGAGGCGUGAAGAGGGACGACAUUAGAAGAGGCAUGGUACUGGGGAAACCCGGUAGUUUAAAUGCGCACGACCAUUUGGAGACGCAGGUAUACAUGUUGACCAAAGAGGAAGGAGGCCGGAAGAAGCCCAUCGCGAAUUUAAUCCAGCUCCAGAUGUUCAGCAAAACGUGGGACAUCGCGGCGCAAUGCACGAUAGCAGGGGCAAAAGAGAUAGCCAUGCCGGGCGAGGAUUGCACGUUGGAACUGAAACUGCUGAAACCGAUGAUAUGCGAAAAAGGCCAGCGUUUUACACUGAGAGACGGAACGUUGACUCUGGGCACCGGUGUGAUUACCAAUACCUUGAAAUCGCUUACAGAUUUGGAGCGAUCAUAUUUGCUCGAGGGCAGGAAGCAAAGGGAAAAGAGAGAGAAACAAAAACAGAAACAAUAGAUCUUAGGAGCUUAAGAAGAAAUAUUUGUUAUUCGAUGAAAAAUAAAAAGAAAAGAGUAUUGUGGGAAGAAAAAAUAUGCGCAGAUGCAGAUAACCAACAGAUCGCGAUCGGAAUUUUCAAAUGGAUGUCCACCAAGAUAUUCGACAUUCCUUUAAAAGGAGAAUCGAUUUGACGGAUACGCGUGAUGUAACCGCCACGUAGAUAACUUGAAGAACGCAUUUUUGCAAUUAUACCGCGUGUCAUAGUUCCCGUAGUUUUAUUCGUCGAGGAAGAAAAGUGUAAUUUGUGUCAUUGAAUCAGAUGUAUUAUAAAGGCGUGUUUAUUAAUCA
This is a messenger RNA of Dinoponera quadriceps, 2036 nucleotides long. It is a transcript of the gene mEFTu1, whose product is annotated as elongation factor Tu, mitochondrial. Gene Ontology annotation, biological process: mitochondrial translational elongation. The record is from RefSeq and is a predicted model, not a curated record. NCBI's taxonomy places the organism in Eukaryota, Metazoa, Arthropoda, Insecta, Hymenoptera, Formicidae. Gene Ontology annotation, cellular component: mitochondrion. Bases 288 to 1706 code for a protein of 472 amino acids. The transcript has 6 exons. Gene Ontology annotation, molecular function: translation elongation factor activity; GTP binding; GTPase activity.